Molecule: messenger RNA, 1043 nt
Organism: Erigeron canadensis
Lineage: Eukaryota; Viridiplantae; Streptophyta; Magnoliopsida; Asterales; Asteraceae
Product: floral homeotic protein DEFICIENS-like
Exons: 7
Coding region: 208-906 (232 amino acids)
Biological process (GO): positive regulation of transcription by RNA polymerase II
Cellular component (GO): nucleus
Molecular function (GO): protein dimerization activity; RNA polymerase II cis-regulatory region sequence-specific DNA binding; DNA-binding transcription factor activity, RNA polymerase II-specific
Source: RefSeq, a predicted model, not a curated record
CACACACACUUACUGUGUGUGUUUUCUCUACACCACACAAUCUCAAUUCCUCUCUAACUUGAUCAAAAACCCACCAAGAACAACAUUUUUGAUACUACUACUCCAUAGAAUUUUUAUUUUUUUUUUUUAAAAAGAAAAAAAAAAACUUUACUCUAUAAACAAAGCAGAUCAAUAUACCAAAGGAAAAAAAAAAAAAAGACUCGAUCAAUGGCAAGAGGCAAAAUCCAGAUAAAAAAGAUCGAAAACUCGACGAACAGGCAAGUAACAUACUCGAAAAGAAGGAACGGGUUGUUUAAGAAGGCGAGUGAACUCACUGUGUUGUGUGAUGCAAAAGUUGCCAUUAUCAUGGUUUCAUGUACUGAUAAGCUUCAUGAAUACAUCAGUCCUUCUAUCACGAUGAAGCAGUUUUUCGAUCAGUAUCAAAAGGUGUCUGGAAUCGAUCUAUGGAACUCUCACUAUCAGAAAAUGCAAGAGGAAUUGAGACAGCAGAAAGAGGUGAACAGAAAUCUUAGGAAGCAAAUUAGGCAAAGAUUUGGUGAUUGUUUGGAAGAUUUGGGCUUUGAAGACUUGUUUGCACUCGAAAAAGAUUCACAGGAGGCUGUGUACAUUAUCCGUGAGCGGAAGCUCAAAGUUAUUAGUAAUAAAGUAGAGACUUCCAAGAAGAAGGUGAGGAGUGCCCAAGAUGUAUACAAAAAACUCAUGCAUGAAUUUGAUAUAAGAGGAGAAGAUCCACAAUACGGCAUGAUUGAAGAUGGAGUAGAAUACGAAAAUGUGUAUGGAUACCCGCAUAUGGUGGCACCACAUAUCUUGACACUAAGGUUGCAGCCUGACCAUUCCAACAAUCUUCAUGCGGUCACUGGUGCAACCACUGCAUCCGAUCUCACCACCUAUGGCUUGCUUGGUUAGGAUCUCGCAUACAUAUAACUAGUUUAUUAAUUAAGAACACAUUAAAUUUCAAGACAAUUUAAUUGUAUUGUAUCGACUUAAUUGUUCAUAAGGUUUUGCCUAGUUUGGUUGGCGUAUAUGAUGAUAGACACUUAAUU